Messenger RNA from Paramacrobiotus metropolitanus, 964 nucleotides. Its product is annotated as transmembrane protein 256 homolog. The record is from RefSeq and is a predicted model, not a curated record. NCBI's taxonomy places the organism in Eukaryota, Metazoa, Tardigrada, Eutardigrada, Parachela, Macrobiotidae. The transcript has 4 exons. Bases 354 to 701 code for a protein of 115 amino acids.
AGGAGCAAAUCAAAACAAAACUGCGUUUAAUAACUUGAAAGCAGCAAGUAUUUCGUGCAUUAUUGAUUCCAUUGAAGAUUGAACCCAUAAACGGGGUAAACCUGGGGUAAACCUGGGGUAAACCUGGGUCUCGCAUUGAGCUGCGGUUGAGUUUCUGCCGUGACUAUGGCCAUACCUGGCACUGAACAAAUUCAAGAGGGUGCGAAAAAGCCUUGAAUUACGUGUUUUCCUGGGUUACCACCGAGUCGGACCAGGGCAAACCUAACCCUAAGGGUCCCGUCGCAAAAGGAAGUUUGGGCAAAACCCAGUGGCCAACACAGACUACUGCAGUCGGCGGACCCAGUUGGAGCACGAUGAUGAUCCCUCCUGCUGCCCGAUUUUUCGUUCAGUUAGCUGGCGUUUCUGGUGCUGCUGCAGUCAUUCUUGGUGCUUACGGAGCACAUGCUUUCAAACCUUCCACACCGGAGGCACGGGAGGUGUUUGAAACCGGGAACCGAUAUCAUUUAAUUCACAGCGUAGCCCUGGGUUUGGCACCGUUCUCUCGUCAUCCGAAAGUGACAGGACUGUUGUUCACACUGGGAAUGCUGGGCUUCUGUGGUUCGUGUUAUGGAUAUUCCUUGGCUCAAAGUCAGACGCUUCGACAAAUGGCACCUUAUGGUGGAAUCUGUUUGAUCCUUGCUUGGCUUAGUUUGAUUUUCUAAUUUUAUGGCUCGAUCGGUGUGUCGGACUAGCAGAGAUCCCUGCAUCAUCACUUUCUGUUUUUUACAAGCAUGAAUACAAGAAACUGGACGGGCUGAACACUGCUAUGUGAAUCGUUCUUUUCCACAGAUGACAAUGUGCUCUACUCUUUCAUUUUGCUUUUAUCGUCACUUGUAAAUUUGAUUAAUAUAAUCAGCUUUUGCGCUACUAAAUGUGAAAAUGCAGAACUUCGAAUGUUACCAUUUAAAGCAGUUUGUUUCAAGUG